GUGUGACGUCACGGUGUUGUUGUUAUGGUGCUGAAAGGGAGGCAAGAUGGCGGCGCGCUGGAGCAGCGAGAAUGUGGUGGUGGAGUUCAGAGAUUCACAGGCUACUGCGAUGUCAGUGGAUUGCCUUGGCCGCCAUGCUGUGCUGUCUGGGCGGCGGUUCCUGUACAUCGUGAACCUGGACACCCCCUCCGAGGCCCCGCGCAAGAUUGGCCGCCAGAGCAAGUGGGACGUGGGGACGGUGCAGUGGAACCCCCACGAGUCGGGGGCCUACUUCUUUGCCGCCUCGAGUAACCAGCGGGUGGACCUGUACAAGUGGCGCGAUGGCGCUGGGGAGAUCCACACCUCGCUGCAGGGACACACGCGCGUCAUCAGUGACCUGGACUGGUCGUGGUUUGAUCCCGAGCUCCUCGUGACCAGUUCUGUGGACACCUACAUUUACAUCUGGGACACCAGAGACACUCGAAAGCCAACAGUGGCCCUUUCUGCCGUCGCGGGGGCGUCCCAGGUGAAGUGGAACAAGCGGAACCAGUACCUCCUGGCCUCCAGUCACGAUGGAGACGUCCGCAUCUGGGACAAGAGGAAACCCAGCACAGCAGUGGAGUACGUGGCUGCCCACCUGUCGAAGAUACAUGGCCUGGACUGGCACCCUGACAACGAGUUCAUCCUGGCCACCUCCAGCCAGGACAAUUCCGUGCGGUUCUGGGAUUACAGACAGCCUCGCAAAUACCUCAACAUCCUGUCCUGCCAGGUGCCAGUGUGGAAGGCCAGGUACACGCCCUUCUCCAGCGGGCUGGUGACGGUGAUGGUGCCGCAGCUGCGCCGGGAGAACAGCCUGCUGCUCUGGAGCGCCCUGGACCUCAACGCCCCCGUCCACGCUUUCGUGGGCCACGACGACGUCGUCCUGGAGUUCCAGUGGCGCCGGCAGAAGGAGGGCUCCAAGGACUAUCAGCUCGUGACCUGGUCCAGGGAUCAGACUCUGAGAAUAUGGCGUGUAGAUCCACAGCUUCAGAGGCUCUGUGUCAAUGACAUCGCGGAGGGGGUGGAGGAGCUGAUGGAGGGCAUGACGCUGCUUCCAGAAUCGGACAAGGCCCUUCACCCACAAGACUCUGAGCCCCAGCACACCUCCGGCCACACCACUGAAGAUGAGGAAGACCAGCCGGACGGCCUCCAGUCCAGCGUCACGCCCGCCAGUGCUGGUAAGCAGGACCAGCUGGGUCUGCCCCAGACGCUGCAGCAGGAGUUCUCGCUGGUCAACCUGCAGAUCCGCAACGUCAACGUGGAGAUGGACGCCGUGAACCGGAGCUGCUGCGUGUCGGCUCACUGUGGCAGCCACCAGGUGCGCGUGGUGGUGAAGUUCCCGGCGCAGUACCCCAACAACGCCGCCCCCUCCUUUCAGUUCGUCAGCCCCACCACCAUCCCGUCCUCCAUGAAGACCAGAAUCCAGAAGAUCCUGACAGACACUUCCCUGCAGAAGGUGAAGAGGAAUCAGAACUGCCUGGAGCCAUGUGUCAGGCAGCUGGUGUCCUGCUUAGAGUCUUGUGUGACUCAAGAGGAGAGCAGCUCCGGGAAUCACUAUGUCCUGUCUAACUCUGUGAAUCCCACCCUUCCCACUUUCCCCCGCGUUACCAACACCUACGGCUCUUACCAGGACGCCAACAUUCCCUUCCCACGCACCUCUGGGGCGCGGUUCUGUGGGGCAGGUUGCCUGGUGUAUUUCACAAGGCCUAUUACCAUGCACUCCUCUGUGUCGCCCACUGAACCCACGCCCAGGUCCCUGUCGGCUCUCUCAGCCUAUCACAGCGGGGUGGUGACCCCCAUGAAGAUGCGGAGCGAGACCCAGAGUGCUCUGCGCCUGUACAGCGGCAGCCCCACGCGCAGCGAGAAGGAGCAAGUCUCCAUCAGCUCCUUCUACUACAAGGAGCGGAAGCCUCCAUACUCUGGCUCUCGCCGCUGGUCCAUUCAGUUCAUUCUCGACUGCCCGAAAUCCCGGCGCUGGAAGGGGAAACGUGAGGGAACGGACACCACGAACCGCCAGAUCAAGCUGGCAGGCAAAGUCAUCAUCCAGGAGAUCUCGUGCCUGCUGCCCGUGCACAAGACCCUGGGAGAGAUGUAUAUCCUGAACGUGAACGACAUCCAAGAGACGUGUCAGAGGAACGCAGCAGCCGCUCUGGUCGUGGGCCGACGGGACCUGGCCAAGGUGUGGGCCCUGGCUGCAGCGGCCACUGGCUGCGAGCUCAGUCCCAACGCGGACCCGGAUGCGGGCACUCCCUGGGCUCGACACCCCUUUGGGCGCCACCUGCUGGAGACACUGCUGGCUCACUACAGUAAGAUGCACGAUAUCCAGACGCUAGCCAUGCUGUGCAGUGUGUUUGAGGCGCAGUGCAGCCCUCAGGACUACUACACUCUCUUUGGACACCUGCCUUACCGCUCCUCCAUCUUCACGCCCCAUCACUCCCGCUUUCCCAGCUACACCUCCUCUGGCUCCUGCUCCAGCACCUCGGACUCUGGCAUCAACAUCGUAGGCAGAGACUCCGAGCAUACCGCCCCCUGGGGGGAGUCCUCCCCUGAUGACUUUCGCUAUGGAAACCAGGGGUACACAGAUCCCCGAGAACGGGAGAGGGACCAACAUGACAAGAACAAACGGCUCCUGGACCCAGCCAACGUCCUGCAGUUCGAUGACUUUAAGAAGUGCUACGGGGAGAUCUUGUACCGCUGGGGUCUCCGGGAGAAGCGCGCAGAGGUCCUCAAGUUCACCUCCUGUCCCCCAGAGCCACACAAGGGGAUUGAGUUCGGGGUGUACUGCUGCCACUGCCGCAGCGAGGUGAGGGGGACGCAGUGCGCCGUGUGCAAGCGCCUCACCUUCCAGUGCGCCAUCUGCCACGUGGCCGUCCGCGGCUCCUCCAACUUCUGCCUGAGCUGUGGCCACGGCGGGCACACCAGCCACAUGAUGGAGUGGUUCCGCACCCAGGAGGUGUGUCCGACGGGCUGCGGCUGCCACUGCCUCCUGCAGAGCACCUUCUGAGCCCGGAGAGGCCUCAUCGCCGCGAUCGACCGGCAGGCGUGCCGGCAGAGGUCUUGUUGGGGUUUUUUCCGGGCUGUGUAAGGCUGUGUCGUUUUUGGCUCGUUGAUGAGUCGCCGGCAUGUAACUUAAAAAAAGAAGUUCGCUUCAAGCGUGACGGGCUGCUUGGAGGCGGAUUUUGUCUUUGGUUCUACAAAUAUUUCGCUACUGGCGGAAAAAAAGGAUCAAAUCUUGAAUGACAGGAGUAUUUUCUGUACCUUUCUUGAGAAUGUGCAAUGUGAUUUUUUUUUACCUGUAAUAUUAAGCUCAUUGCAAGAUUACCCAGAAAUGGCCUGAUCAUGAUCUGCAGUUUGCCACUGAGAGCUGUACUGCUCGAGACCUCGAGCUGAGGCAAGGGGCAUAAGGCAUGGCCAUCAUUCAUGAAUUAAGGUAAUGAAGUGCAUUGGUUUGGAUAUUCCAAAUUACUUUCAAGACAGUAGAGAGAAUUAAAGCUUUUUUGUUACUAACUUUUCCAUCACAAAAGGGCUUGAUAUCCCAGAUGUUUCUGGUUUCAGUGUAGGCUGUGUGCUCAGCUGUGACCAGGACUCCUGGAGUGCACAUGGAGAACUGGCUCAGCUCCUCUGGGACGUCCUGGGAUUUCAUCCACUCCCAGGGGUUGGUGCAGCAGCAGACCAGCCAGGCACCUGCAGAGGCACCGUGACAUCAGUGGGGCCUCCAGCACUAGAGCUCCUGUGAGGCUCAGGGAGCCUGCAGUGUCGGAGCCGCGGUGUCCUGAGUGGUCAUUGUGCUCAGAUCUUGGAAAGAUUGUAGCAUAAAGCCAAUUCGCAAGGGAUGGGCAAAGUAGAAGUAGGAAGAUUAUUAGAAAUAGAAAAUAAUCGAAGAUUCCAAACUAACACUUUUUUUUCCUAGUGCGUUUGUCAGGCUUUCCGGCACAUUUCCAAAAGUGCUCCGAGUAUAGUGCUUUCCAGGCUCUGGUCAGGUAUUCCGGCAGCUGCUGCUGUCUAACUCUGCUGUUGACCCGUGAGUUUGGCCCCUGAGUGACCCGGGGGCUUGGGCAUGGCCAGGCUGCGUUCUGCAGCACACUCUCUUUCUCUUUUUUCCCUGCUUAGCAUCGACACCGUUUUUUAGAAAAACAGUAUUUUGGGUCACUGCCCUGUUAUAAGUUUUCUUCAUGAACAGCUUUGAUGUGAACCAUUUUUGCCAGUACUGUAUGGAUCAAAAACUUUGCACAACGGUUGGAGAUCAUUGUGCUCUAACAGAGCAGACUGGGAUAUUACAUGUAGACAUUCAUCUGUCUGAAAGACAGGAUAAGGACCAGCUUUUUUGCUGUGGGAUUUGCGGGCUGUUGGGAGGGUGAUUAUAGGAGAGCAGGAUAUGACGCAGUCAAGACUGCACUGUGUAAUGAGUUUGCUUGAGGUUCUAAACGCUCUCUUUAGGGAGCAGUUUCAGUUAAGAGGCUUUAAACAGGAUCUGAUUGUGAUAAAAGGGAAGGAAAUUUUUACAGGGUCACCCUUGUACAGGUGAACUUUUGUUUUUUUUGUAAACCCAACCCAGCUUGUACAGACACAAAAAUGUAUAUAUACCAAGAUGU
Lepisosteus oculatus (spotted gar) is the source of this 4610-nucleotide messenger RNA. RefSeq names its product WD repeat domain 59 (gene wdr59). Gene Ontology annotation, biological process: positive regulation of TORC1 signaling; cellular response to amino acid starvation. The record is from RefSeq and is a predicted model, not a curated record. Gene Ontology annotation, molecular function: signaling adaptor activity; protein binding. Gene Ontology annotation, cellular component: Seh1-associated complex; vacuolar membrane. NCBI's taxonomy places the organism in Eukaryota, Metazoa, Chordata, Actinopteri, Semionotiformes, Lepisosteidae.